Molecule: messenger RNA, 1813 nt
Organism: Ceutorhynchus assimilis (cabbage seed weevil)
Lineage: Eukaryota; Metazoa; Arthropoda; Insecta; Coleoptera; Curculionidae
Source: the annotation of a GenBank genome assembly
CAAAUGUCAACGUCAACGACCUAUUUAUUUAUCAUUUUUCAUUUUUUCCUAGGCUAGGGGGUAGCAGUUGAAAAGAGCAUUGCAUGUUAAUAAAAUGUCGGGAGAAAAAGCCAAAGAGGAAAUUCUGCCGGCGGAAAAAUCCGAAAACGACACCAAAGUGGACGGUAACGUGAUCAAUCAGGUUCAGCAAAGCAAAAGUGCAAAGAAACGUAAUCGUAACAAGAAAACUGUAAUGAAAAACGGAGAAUCGACAGCUCAAGAUGAAUUACAAAGUGGAGAACAGGUGGAAGAUGCCGCUCUCAUCAACUCCCUGUCCAACCCGUUGAAUUCGAUAUCGAUGAAUGAACUCAAGGCAGCCAUGGAGCUCUAUACACUUUCGCAAAAGCCUGCAAAGACACCUGAAGAGGCUUUGAAAAAGUCUUAUCAAUUUUGGAACACUCAACCUGUUCCUAGAAUGGAUGAAAAGGUAACUGUAAACGAAGCCAUCGAACCUGACCGUGAAUUGAACGAAAUCCGACAAGAACCCUAUUCUCUACCAGACGGUUUCAAAUGGGACACUUUACUUUUGGACGAUCCCUUAAUUUUAACAGAACUUUACACGUUAUUGAACGAAAAUUACGUAGAAGACGACGAUUCAAUGUUCCGCUUCGAUUACCAGCCGGAAUUUUUGAAAUGGGCCUUGCAACCUCCCGGCUGGAGAAAAGAGUGGCACUGCGGCGUUCGGGUGGUUAAAAGUGGUCGAUUAGUGGGUUUCAUUUCUGCCAUUCCUGCCAUUCUCAACAUUUACCAAAAGCGACAAAAUAUGGUAGAAAUUAAUUUUCUAUGCGUUCACAAAAAGCUGCGCGCGAAGCGCGUAGCUCCUGUAUUAAUUAGAGAAAUUACACGUCGGGUGAAUUUAACCGGCAUUUUCCAGGCUGUGUACACUGCUGGCAUUGUAUUACCCAAGCCUGUUUCCACUUGCACCUACUGGCAUAGGUCACUGAAUCCAAAGAAACUCAUCGAUAUCAAGUUUUCUCAUUUGUCUCGCAAUAUGACGAUGCAAAGGACUUUGAAAUUGUAUAAACUGCCCGACAAUCCUAAAACUCCAGGGUUUAGGAAAAUGAAAGCUGAGGAUGUAAAUGGAGCACACCAAUUAUUAAAUGAGUAUCUGAGCCGAUUCGAUUUAGCGCCAUAUUUCACCAAAGAAGAGUUUGUACACUGGUUCCUGCCCCGUCCAAACAUCAUUGAGAGUUUUGUUGUCGAAACCAAUGGAAAAAUUACCGAUUUUGUCAGCUAUUACACGUUACCCAGCAGCGUGAUGCACCAUCCUGUGCACAAAACAUUAAAGGCAGCCUAUAGUUUUUACAACGUCAGCACUACAACUAAUUGGGUAUCCCUAAUGCAAGAUGCCCUUAUAUCUGCUAAACAGCUAAAUUUCGAUGUGUUCAACGCCCUAGAUUUGAUGGACAAUGGGGAAUUUCUGGAACAAUUGAAAUUUGGUAUCGGCGAUGGUAAACUACAGUACUACCUCUACAAUUGGAAAUGUCCAUCGAUGACCGCCAAUCAAGUUGGUCUUGUUUUGCAAUAAUAAGUUUUAACGGAAAUAAUUGACCAAAUAUUGGACCGGUAUAUUUGAUUACGGGGCCUGACAUAGUGGUGCGAUGUAAUUCACUUUAUAUAUUUUGAUUGGACACUGCUGCGUUUUUGAUUUAUGUAUGAUUAUUAUAUGUAUUAAAACUGAAGGCAUUAUUAAAUAGUAAAAUAUUGAUUGUUGAGGAGGAAAAUUAGUAAUUAUUACGUAAUUGAUUCAGUUUAAUAAACAAUUUACCAAUAA